UGCAGUGAACCGGAGUGGAAGCGCUAGAAGCUCCAGCGCCGCGUCGAAGCGCAGCGACAUUUUCAUCUCAUUUCAUUUCCUCUUCAUCCACAGGCCCGAUUCGGACUGUCUGAUCUCAAACCCACAACAACUGGAUGCUCGGAAUAACCCGGAGCCUGAAGCAGCAGAAGAGAAGCAGAGGCUCGUGUGCGAUAUUCGCUGGCUCUGAUGAUUGUCGUCAGCCUGUGACACUCAGAGACUCCAGCAUCAGCGCUCAGCAUGUCUGCUCUACAGACAUCAUGGCCGCCCGGCACCGAGUGUGUGGCCAAGUAUAAUUUCCAGGGCAGCACAGAGCAGGACCUGCCCUUCUGCAAAGGAGACCUGCUGACCAUCAUCGGCGUAACCAAGGACCCAAACUGGUACAAAGCGAAGAACACUGUUGGUCGGGAGGGAAUGAUUCCAGCAAACUACGUCCAGAAGAGAGAAGGCGUCAAAUCCGGAGGAAAACUCAGUCUGAUGCCAUGGUUUCACGGUAAGAUCACACGUGACCAGGCGGAGCGGCUGCUGUAUCCGCCAGAGACGGGGCUGUUCCUGGUGCGCGAGAGCACGAAUUACCCCGGCGACUACACGCUGUGUGUGAGCUGUGACGGCAAGGUGGAGCAUUACCGCAUCAUCUAUCACGGCGGGAAACUGUCCAUCGACGAGGAGGAGUACUUCGACAACCUCAUGCAGCUGGUGGAGCAUUACACCAAAGAUGCUGACGGUCUUUGCACGAGGCUCAUCAAACCCAAGCUGAUGGAGGGGACGGUGGCGGCGCAGGACGAGUUCUCCAGGAGUGGAUGGUCUCUGAACAUGAAAGAUCUCAAACUCCUACAGAUCAUCGGCAAAGGAGAGUUUGGAGAUGUGAUGGUGGGAGAUUACAGAGGGACGAAGGUCGCAGUGAAGUGCAUCAAGCACGACGCCACGGCUCAGGCCUUCCUCGCUGAAGCGUCAGUCAUGACUCAGAUGAGACACACUAACCUGGUGCAGUUAUUAGGGGUGAUCGUGGAGGAACAAGGCAGUUUGUUCAUCGUGACUGAAUACAUGGCCAAGGGCAGUCUGGUGGAUUACCUGCGCUCUCGGGGUCGGACCGUGUUGGGCGGCGAGUGUCUGCUGAAGUUUUCUCUUAACGUCUGUGAGGCCAUGGAGUACCUGGAGGCCAAUAACUUCGUGCACAGAGAUCUGGCGGCUCGCAACGUGCUGGUGUCCGACGACAACAUCGCCAAAGUCAGCGACUUCGGACUGACCAAAGAGGCCUCGUCCACACAGGACACGGCAAAACUGCCCGUCAAAUGGACCUCGCCUGAGGCGCUGCGAGAGAAGAGGUUUUCUACUAAAUCUGACGUGUGGAGUUACGGCAUUCUGCUGUGGGAGAUUUACUCUUUCGGACGCGUGCCGUACCCCAGAAUUCCGCUGAAGGAGGUGGUGCCGCGCGUGGAGAAGGGCUAUAAGAUGGACGCUCCCGACGGCUGCCCGGCCGCCGUCUACGACCUGAUGAAGCAGUGCUGGACGCUGGACCCGGCCGGACGGCCCUCGUUCCGUCUUCUGCGCGAGAAGCUGCAGCACAUCAGAGCCAAGGAGCUGUACCUGUGAGGGCCGCGGGGCCCGGGGACGACCCAGACCCUCUGCAUCACAAACCAAACCUUUUACUGUGGCUCCACACACUCUUUUGUGUACUCGGACGUGGACUGUUGAUCUGGACGCUCUCUCGUGAUCCGUGACGUGAGAGGAGGAACACACUGACGCGUGUGUGUGUGUGUGUGUGUGUGUGUGUGCAGCAGUAUUUGCUCCUCUUCUGGUUUGGUUCUCCGUUCUGCUCAUGGCAUCAGUGAGGAGGGCUGGUCUUUUCCUCUGCUGCUGUUUUUCUCUCUCGCUCCUGUUAAAAAUGUCUCGUGAAAACACGCAAGUCAUAUUUCACACCAAAAUUAAAAUUUAUAACCGAGCCUAAUUGAUGGAACAUUAAGUUUUUCAUUAUUUUUAAUACUCACUGAUGUAGCACAUCCAGAUUUUAUUUUGUAACGGUAAUUAUUCUCAGUUAAGAUCAUUAUACUGGUACUGUGUUCUUAGUAAAAAUCAUUUUAUUACCAAAAUGCAAUGCAAAAAUUAAUGCAAAAAUUAUUAUACAUAAUGGUAGUAUUUUUUUCCUCCUAAUUUUUUUUUAGAUCGUAUGAGACACAAUGAUGGUAUUAUUUUUUGUUUCCAACAUGGAAAAAAAUAGCUUUUUUUCUUGCAAUUCUAAAUUUAUUUCUCACAAUUCUAUUUUUUUUCACAAUGGGUUAAAAAAUGUUUAAAAGGUCAUUGCAACUUUUUAAUCUCACAAUUCAGACUUUAUAUUUGUGAGAAAGUCAGAAUUUAAUUUGGCAGAAUUGCAAGUAAAAAUUUCAGAAUUGCGAGAUAAAUUGCGCAAAUCCAAGUUAUUUUUCUCUCACAAUUUUUUUUCUUGCAACGGUUUAAAAAAAAUGAAAGGUAAUUGCAACUUCUUAAUUCCACAACUGAGACUUUAUAUCUGACUAUAUUUGCAAGGAAGUCAGAAUUUAAUCCUCAGAAUUGCAAGAAAAAUGUCUGAAUUAUGCGAUAGAAAUCCUAGUUUACGUCUUGCAAUUCAGUUUUUUGCUUUCACCAUAUAAUUAAAAAGUAAAAAAGCUAAUUGUUACUUUUAUCUCACAUUUUUUUCUUGCAAUUCUGAGUUUCUCAUAAUUAUUUUUUUUUUCCCAAAAAUUGGUAAAAAAAAAAAUAAUAAUAAUAAAUAAAUAAAUAAAUAAAUAAAUAAUAAAAUUAAAACAGUCAUUGCAACUUUUUAAUCUCGCAAUUCAGACUUUAUAUCUGAAUUUAUUCUUACAGGAAAGUCAGAAUUUAAUUUGGCAGAAUUGCAAGAUUUUUUUGCAAAUCCAGGUUUACAUCUUGCAUUUCAGUUUUUUUGUUUUCACAAUAGAAUUAAAAAGUAAAAAAGCAAAUUGUUACUAUUCUCUCUCUCUCAAUUUUUUUUUUUUUUUUUUUUUUGCAAUUCUGAGUUUAUUUCUCACAAUUCUAUUUUUUCACAAUGGGUUAAAAAAUAAAAAAGGUAAUUGCUUUUUAAUCUCACAAUUCAGACUUUAUAUUUGUGAGAAAGUCAGGAUUUAAUCCUUAGAAUUACAAGAAAAAAUUCUGAAUUGUUUACAUUUUGCAAUUCUGUUUUUUGUUUUCACCAUAGAAUUAAAAAGUAAAAAGCUAAUUGUUACUUUUCUCACAAUUUUUUUUGAAAGAAUUUAAUCCACAGAAUUGCAAGAAAAAUUCAGAAUUGCGAGAUAAAUUGUUUCUCGCAAAUCCAAGUUAUUUUUAUCGCACAACUUUUUUUUCUGACUUUAUAUUUGUGAGAAAGUCAGAAUUUAAUUCCCAGAAUUUCAAAUUCUUUCAGUUCUGUUUUGUUUCCACCAUAGAAUUAAAAAAUAAAAAGCUAAUAAAUUAAAGACUUUUUAUCUCACAAUUCAGACUUAUGUCUGUGUGUUUGUUUCCGCUACAGAAUAAAAAAGGUAAUUGCAACUUUUUAUCAUGCAAUUCUGAAUUUUUUUUUUUUUGUCAUGACAAUUGUAAUUUUUUUUGCAUUACCUAAGUAAGAAAUAAUGAACCGUUAUAAUGAUUGCUCCUAAUAUCAGGCUUAAUUUAAUUUAAUGCAAGAAUUAUUUUCCUUUUGAUUUGUGGUGUGGUGUGAUGUGACCUGCACGUGAUCUUCACGAGAUUCAUCCGCUGUCAUUCUGAGUGUGUGUGUGUGUGUGUGUGUGUGUGUGUGUCAAAGUGCCUGCUGGAGUUGACAGAGCAGUGCCUGUGUUCCUCUGACAUCAGACUCGACGCCUGUCUUUUUAUUCUUUUCUUUUUUAAACCGGCCUUUUUUUAAUGUUUGUAUCUGUUAUUUGUCAUCUGCAUCAAGACGGGGGUUUGUGUUCACUAGCGCCAGACUGAACUGAGGCAAUGAGCUGGGAAACACAAACACACUGACACACACACACACACACACACACACUUCCCAGCUGAGCUCAUGUGCCUGCCAUCACACACACUCUCUCACACACACACACACACACACACAUGUUCACUGACAGUCACACACACUCCCUCUAGUGGACUGGGAGGGUCAGUCCAUCGGAACUCUUACUGCGUCGGCCUGUUUUAUAUUAAAAUAUAUUUAAGAAGUGAGCGUUCAGACGGACUCAUGCAUGCUCAGAGAGGCCUUGAGUAACGUGUCAGUGCUUUCAAUGUUCAUUGUUUUAAUAUUCUGCCAUGAUUACGAAUAAAUCAUUCCAUCUGACCAG
Labeo rohita (rohu) is the source of this 4304-nucleotide messenger RNA. Its product is annotated as tyrosine-protein kinase CSK. The coding region runs from base 259 to 1611 and encodes 450 amino acids. Gene Ontology annotation, biological process: regulation of Fc receptor mediated stimulatory signaling pathway; adherens junction organization; protein phosphorylation. The record is from RefSeq and is a predicted model, not a curated record. NCBI's taxonomy places the organism in Eukaryota, Metazoa, Chordata, Actinopteri, Cypriniformes, Cyprinidae. Gene Ontology annotation, molecular function: protein binding; protein tyrosine kinase activity; ATP binding. The transcript has 13 exons.